AUGGGGUUUUUAAAAAAAGCAUUGUUCUUUGGAGGAAUCUAUGGUGUAGGAGUAUACGCGGGUGCUGUUGCAUGGACCAUCAGAAAAGACGUUCUACGCUAUGAAUCAGAGCCCCAUUUGAAACCCAUAGUUCCAGAAAAAAGAGUUGUGUCUAUUUAUAACGACAUUGCUGAAAAAUAUAGCAAAAAAAUAACAAAAGAAGAACUGUUUUCAGGCAUCUACUUUCUUCGCUUUUUUCAUUUACGGAAUGCAAAGGGUCAUGUUUUGGAAAUAGGUAGUGGACCAGGCUCGAAUUUUUCGUUCUACAAGUGGAAACAAAUACACUCUUUAUCUCUCAUAGAACCUUCAGAAGAAAUGCAUAAACUAGCUUCCACGCGCGCUGAAAAGAAGGUACCGGAGUCUGUUCAUCUUAAACAUUUUGCAGAAUUUGAAAAACUGCCAAAGGAAAGCUCGUUUGAUACAAUCGUUCAGACAUUUUGUCUUUGCUCACAAGAAAAUGCAGUAAAAAGUCUGAACAGAGCUAAACAAAUGCUACGUCCAGGCGGACAAAUUUUGCUCAUUGAACAUGGCCAAAGCAAAUAUGGGUGGCUGAAUAAAAUACUAAAUACUUAUGCUGAAUCUCAUUAUCAGAAUUGGGGGUGUGUAUGGAACAGAGAUAUAAAUGAACUCAUAGGAGAGUCCGACCUUGAGCUUGAGUCUUGCAAACGCUACAACUUUGGAACAACUUAUGUGAUAAAAGCUCACUAG
Molecule: messenger RNA, 747 nt
Organism: Schizosaccharomyces osmophilus
Lineage: Eukaryota; Fungi; Ascomycota; Schizosaccharomycetes; Schizosaccharomycetales; Schizosaccharomycetaceae
Gene: oms1
Product: mitochondrial methyltransferase Oms1
Exons: 2
Coding region: 1-747 (248 amino acids)
Source: RefSeq, a predicted model, not a curated record